Molecule: messenger RNA, 675 nt
Organism: Paramecium tetraurelia
Lineage: Eukaryota; Ciliophora; Oligohymenophorea; Peniculida; Parameciidae
Exons: 4
Molecular function (GO): GTP binding; GTPase activity
Source: RefSeq, a predicted model, not a curated record
AUGUAAAAAGUAGAUUACAUCUUUAAGAUUGUCCUAAUAGGAUCCCAGAACGUAGGCAAGUCUUCCCUUAUGGCCAGAUUUAUAGAUCAAGUUUUUAAUGAUAGUUACCUUUCCACAGUGGGAGUUGAUUUUAGAAUCAAGACCCUUUCCAUCCAUGAUAAGACUAUUAAAAUGCAGAUUUGGGACACGGCUGGAUAAGAGCGCUUUUAGGCUUUAACUUAAUCUCAUUAUAAGGGAGCGCAUGGUUGUAUUGCAGUCUAUGAUGUUACAUGUGAGAGAUCAUUUGAAGAUGCCAAGAAAUUCCUUAAAUUAGUGAUCGAAGAACAUGGUUUGAUUCCUGAGGCAUGCUAUUUAAUAGCAAAUAAAGUUGAUUUAUUCAAUAAAAGAAUUAUCCUGGCCAAGAAUGGGAAUGAGUUUGCAUAAGAUUUGGGUGUCAACUAUUUGGAAACAUCUGCUAAAACAGGAGAUAAUGUCAAUUAAUUAUUUUUGGAUUUGGGCAAAAUUAUCUUGAAUUUGGUGGAUUAGAAACGUACUAAUGCUCAACCUCCUGAAAAUGAUACUAGAUUAAGAACACUAGACACAUAGAAAAUAGAAUAGGAAUAAGGUUGUAAGUGUUGAAUUUAUUGUGUUAAAAAUCAAUAUAAUUUAUUAGUUUUUAUUAUUUUUAAAAUAAAA